AAAGUUCUUAGUUUUAUUAUUAUAUUAGGGUUUUUAACUAAAAACAGGGCCUCUGACAAACGAUGGGGAGGGGGCGGGGGAGCCAUGCCCCCCAAAUUUUUGCAAAACAAAUGGAGCUAUGCUGCUGUUGCUGCUAAUGUUGCUGUUGCUGUUCCGUCUGCUCUAUUUCUUGUUUUGGCGGGUAGGAAGCGAUGGCUGAUGAAAUGGAUGUUCCCUCAUCUGAAGACGAGAGCACUGAUUGGAAAAGUAUUCCUUAUGGCCAAUCUGACGACCAACCAGAAAAAUUGAUAUGCAAUGUAAAUCAGGUGAAUGCAGGACAUGCUCACAACGCUAUAUCUGAAAGUGAAAUCCCAGUUCAGAGAAUGGCCUUGAAUGAUCAUAAAGCAGGAAUGAAGGGGCUUGAUAAAGAAAAGAUUAAUCAAAUAAUAUUCGAAGCAAGCAAGGGAUCUAAAUUUUAUGAAAACGAGAAGAAAAAGGAACAGAGGGUAGCAGAGAGAAUAAAAGCAAUGAAGGAGCAAAUGCAGACAUUUACGGACAUAGAUUUCAAAAAAGCUAAAAGAGAGGCAAGAUUAUUUGCUAAAAAUGCUGAGCUUGAGAGAGAUCUUAGUCACAUAAUCGUACAUGUAGACAUGGAUGCUUUCUAUGCCGCUGUUGAGACAAGAGACAACCCUAAGCUAAAAGAUAUACCGAUGGCUGUUGGCUCAAACUCUAUGUUAAGUACAUCAAAUUAUGUUGCUCGAAAAUUUGGAGUAAGAGCUGCAAUGCCAGGAUAUAUUGCUAAGAAGUUAUGCCCUAAUUUGACUAUUGUUCGUGAAAAUUUUCAGAAAUAUCGUGAAGUCAGUAACCAGGUGCGUGAUAUAAUUUCUGAGUAUGACCCAAAUUUUUGUGGAAUGGGUCUUGAUGAGGCAUAUCUGGAUAUUACAGAUCAUGUUAACAUUAUAGAGGAACAGGGAAAUGGGAACACUACCAGCUCUACCUGUACUGGAGAUAAAGGUGCCGAAGAGAGACAAAAACUGGUUGAAGGCAUUGUUCAAGAGUUAAGAGAAAAGAUUUUCCAAAAGACCAAACUGACUGCUAGUGCAGGAAUUGCCUGUAAUGUAAUGCUUGCAAAAGUUUGUUCUGAUAUGAAUAAACCAAAUGGCCAAUUUUAUCUGCCUCGUAAUAGAGAGGCGAUAUUAGAUUUUGUUAAGGACCUUCCCAUUCGAAAGAUUUCUGGGAUAGGAAGAGUUAGUGAACAGAUUUUGAAUGAGUUUGGGAUUACUACGUGUAACGAUUUAUAUGAAAAAAGGGCUCUUCUCUUUUUAUUGUUUUCAACAAUAUCCUUCGAACACUUUAUGAGGAUAUCUCUUGGUGUAUCUAGCUCCAUACUGGACAAUGAGACAAAAAGGAAAAGCAUGAGCUCAGAAACUACAUUUAAGGAAAUCAGUGAUCCAGCGAAGCUUUACCAGGUGUGUCAUGAACUUUGUGAAGGUUUGGCUAAUGAUUUACAAAAGGAGAACCUGGCUGGCAAAUGUGUCACAGUAAAGUUUAAGUUUACAAACUUUGAAGUAAAGACAACUGCAAAAACUCUACCAGAAUAUGUGGAUACAUCAGAAGAGAUAUACAAUGCUGCUAAAGAUAUAAUUAAAUCUCAGAUAAAAGCCUAUCAUCCAAAGAAGUUUCAGCUGAGGUUGUUGGGUGUGAGGUUGUCAGAAUUUGGGAUGAAGAAGAAAGGUAUUCAAGGCACUCUUCAUUCUUUUCUUUCAAGAGGAAAUUUGUGCAGUAAUGAAAAAACUAGCAUUAAGCAGAACAACACAGAAGAAAAAGUGCAAGAAGACAGUUAUGAAAAAACAAAGGCAUCAAAAAAUGACAAUUCAUCAAACUUUGUUAUUUGCCCUGUGUGCCAAAAUAGCCAACCAGCUGAUGAUAUCAAUAUUCACAUUGACUUGUGUUUGAACAAACAGACCAUACGAAAAAUGUUGUCUGUAGAAAGAAAUGUUGGAACAGAAGGAGAAAAAUCAGUAAAAGGAAAGAGCCAGAAAAGAAAGAUAGACAGUGUAGAGGAAAAGAAGAGACCUUUAAAGAAAAAGACACUGCAUUCAUUUUGGAAUACUGAUUCAGAAAACUAAGGAUAAAAUUGAAUCAUAGAAUUCAUAAAUUGGAGGAAAAUAACAACCAGGUAUUUUUCUUUUGAAAUGGACAAGCUAUCCAUACCUUUUAAGGUAAGAAACUUCUCACAAGGAUAGUAGUCUUUUUCAGAGCACAUGUGACAAUUAUAUAUUUAUCCCAGCCCUUGAGGCUUUAUUUAAGAAACAUAGGAAGCUCUAUGGCUGCUUAAGUAUAUAGCACUUCUUAUAUUAUUUGCUUCAUGUUGAUAAAUAGAAAAUAUCACAAAGCCAUUCUGUUUCUAUCAUUCCAGACACCAUUUUUCAUUCAAAAAUUCACGCACAUACAUUAAAAUUGUAUUAAAAAUUAAGCUAGAAUACAUAUCUUAUUUUUUAACAAAUAAAAGUAAUUAUCUUGUAAAAUGCAACUGUGGACCAAUUUAUAAAUCUAUGGUUAUUCUUAGAAGAGGUUUUCUGAUUUUUACUGAAAUAUUUAUUGUAGCUAAUUUCGCUACAAUUUAAAUUUAAAGAUAAUUCCUAUAUCUUUAUCAGUUGCUCCCUUUUCUUCAAUAUCAAACAAUAACAGUCUCAAGCAAAUUAGUUUAAGGUCAAAAGCCCCUCAUUAAGUUAACUAUUUCUGCCCCGUUAAAUUUUUGCCUCAUUAAUUGCAAAUUUGAAAGGAUUUGACUACUCAGUGCUUAUCUUCAAUUCGUCUGAAAAGACUAACAAUGGAACAACCCAACAACUAAGGUAUAAUAUGGUCUUAUUUGAAUUUUUUUAGGCAGAUAAGUUAGAAAAUAGCAGCCCUCAUGUCAACAAAACGCUCAAAUCGAUAGUCUAUAAUUAGACUCGGAUUCGAUAUUAAACUAGUUAUACAAUAUGAGAUUCUUAUUUUUUCAUUUUCAACAUACAAAUUGUCAAGAUUCAGGAGGAGCUGGAGCUCCCCCAAUAAUUGUCAAACUGUAGUUACUCUCUUUAUAGCAGUGUACUGUAUGGGAAGCAAUACAAUCAAUGAGCAGCCUCCAACGCCCCCCCCCCCAAAUAUGACUUUCAUUCCAACGAAAGUUAAAUCUGAAAUUUCAAAAGCAAUUACCGCAAGGGAAAAUGGCACUGUCCUCCUCCGUAAAGUUGCAUAUUUCCAUUUUGAACGAUGCUAUAGUUGAAGUCAUUUAGUAAACGUAAUGUAAAUUUGUUUGUACCUAUGUUUUGUUUACUAUGAUCAUCCAAUUUAAGACCAGACCAGUUUGUUUGAAAAAUGCUUUAAGUGUGUUGUAAAAUGUUUGCUUUUUUCAAAGCCAUUUUCAAGAGAUAAGUAGCGACAUAGGCAGCAGGUCAGAAACUUGAGGGAAUAAAAAUAGGCUUUUGAAGACACCCUUUCUUACCUGCCAAACUCAUACAAGAAGUAAGAAUGCAUUUUUUUAUAAGAACACGAGCCUCAGAAUUGGUGAAAAGUUAAGAACAAGCUGAGGCUGAGCUUCUACAGCGUUUUUUCUUAAAGUCGAGGAUUUUUAGUCAUGUGUGGGUGCUUUUUUGGUGAACAUUCAAACCUGUCGGCAAAUGAAGCUUGUCUCACUCACUUUGUUGGCAAAUGAGGUUUGACUACCUCCCUAGAGUGAAAAAGCUAGCAAUCGCACUGCUUACACCUUAUUAAAUUAAGAACAAAUUAAAAACAAAUAGAUUUUCCAAAAAAUUAAGAACAAUCAGCCUGAACUUGAAUUUACUGGUUCUUAUAAAAAGAGCGUAUUAUUAUUCUGUAACCAGAAUAUUUACUGCCUGAACUUGAACUUGAAUUUACAGUCAGCCUGAACUUGAAUUUAAUGGUUCUUAUAAAGUAUCAGUAUUCUGUAACCAGAAUAUAUGGGUCAUAUUUUCAUAAGGCGAUCACAACUAUGGGGCGUAGGUAGAAAUUGCAAAACUGGCGGCCGCAAAUUGCGCGAAAACGUAUAUUUUGGCAUAACUGUCGUGAGCAACUCAGCUUAUUUCUUCUCUCCUAUUGGGUCUUGAACCUUUCUUCUUCGAGAAAGACCAGAAAAAUUGCACUUCUUAAAAUGAGCAUGUAAAAUUGGAUCUAUAUUUUCUUAGCAACCUUUCGCGUUUCGUUUGGUUUAUACACGCUUUUUUAUAAGGAACCUACCUCAAGGCCUAGUUACAAAAGUUCCUAGUUCGUAAACCUCGAAUCAUCAAAUUGUAGUACAAAAAGUUCCUUAAUAGUUCCUCAAUUUUCACUGCACAUCGAGUGCCAUAAAAAUAGUACAGAAACAGGAAACACAAGAAAUUUUGAAUUUUGCCUUUACUUGUGGCUAGAACUCGGGAAAAAACACAAAGAAGGCUAUUUAUAGUGAAAAUCUCACUUUAGGUGUUUUGACUACAAGCCUUAACACUUACUAGAGAGAGGGGCGAGACAGCAUAUGCGGAAACUACUCAAGUAAGCACUUGACACACGAACAGCAAACAAUCUAUGUAAGUAUUGGCUGCAAAUGAAUAGAACCGGCUUUUUAGUUCGUGAUGUUUGCAGUUAUCAAAUUUUUCAAAUCGAAAAGGGAUUUCGUUUUUAGUAGUAUAAGUUCUUUAAAAAUUUCGACCUUCUACAUGCAGGUUCCUUAUAAAGUGGUUCCUUACAAAACAGCGUGUAUAUGUACAGUACAAACACCACAUUCGAGUAUUCAACAAUCCUACACCUAUUUAGAUUUAAAUUAUUUAAUUACU
Molecule: messenger RNA, 4790 nt
Organism: Rhopilema esculentum
Lineage: Eukaryota; Metazoa; Cnidaria; Scyphozoa; Rhizostomeae; Rhizostomatidae
Source: RefSeq, a predicted model, not a curated record